CCUGAAUUUCCGGCUUUUUCUUCAUACCUUUUCGCCUCCGAUACAAGAUUCUCAGGAGUCGACAAACAUUGAGGAAACGCUAUAACUCCAGGCCCUGGUGGAUCCCAAGUUGUCCAAUUGCUGAGUCGUGAUUGGGUGCGAUACGAGCGGUGGAAGCUGCUGCUGCUGAUCCGGUGGAAACUCCAAAUACGAGAAAUACCAUCCUCCACCCACACACCAUCUACACCUUUCUUCUCAACGCCACUCGGUCGUGACGCUUUCGCAGACGCUCUCGACUCACAGUACAAGGCGAUAUAGAAGUGUUUGAUCAAUUCGGCCAAUAUGGACGGCGAAAAUGUCCCUCUUAACGCAAGAUCGGCGCAGGCGUCGAGCAUUCAACUGGAUAAUGCACUCAGGGUCCUGCAUGAGAAGCGGCCGCCGCCUGAGAUUGACUUUACCUUACACACCAUGGAAGAUGGCUCGCAAGUGAGCACGUUAGAACGAGUCUGCAAAGACGUACAAGCACCCGCAGUUCACCCGCCUACCGACGAGCAGUUCUUCUCUCCCCAUGACCACUCCAAGCCCAACAUCCAAUUCCUGAAGCAGCACUUUUAUCGCGAGGGUCGCCUGACUGAGGAGCAAGCUCUAUAUAUCAUCCACAAGGGUACAGAGAUUCUGCGGUCCGAACCCAACCUGCUUGAAAUGGACGCUCCGAUCACCGUGUGCGGUGACGUCCACGGCCAGUAUUAUGACUUGAUGAAGCUCUUCGAAGUUGGUGGCGACCCCGCCGAGACAAGAUAUUUGUUCCUUGGAGACUACGUCGACAGAGGUUACUUCAGUAUCGAGUGUGUUCUAUAUCUGUGGGCACUCAAAAUUUGGUACCCCAACACGCUGUGGCUGCUCCGAGGAAAUCACGAAUGUCGACACUUGACCGACUAUUUCACUUUCAAGCUUGAAUGCAAGCACAAAUACUCCGAGGCCAUCUACAAUGCUUGCAUGGAAUCCUUCUGCGCUCUUCCGCUCGCCGCAAUCAUGAACAAGCAGUUCUUGUGCAUCCACGGUGGUCUCAGCCCCGAGCUGCAUACUCUUGAGGAUAUAAAAAGCAUUGACCGCUUUCGCGAACCACCCACCCAUGGCCUCAUGUGCGACAUCCUUUGGGCCGAUCCGCUUGAGGAAUUUGGCCAGGAGCGAACGUCCGAGUUCUUUGUCCACAACCAUGUUCGGGGCUGCUCGUACUUCUUCUCGUAUCCUGCGGCUUGCGCCUUCCUGGAGAAGAACAAUCUCCUAUCUAUUAUUCGCGCUCACGAGGCGCAAGAUGCCGGCUACCGCAUGUACCGCAAAACCAAGACGACCGGUUUCCCUAGUGUCAUGACCAUCUUCAGCGCCCCGAAUUAUUUGGAUGUCUAUAACAACAAGGCUGCCGUCCUCAAAUAUGAGAAUAAUGUCAUGAACAUUCGACAAUUUAACUGCACACCUCAUCCUUAUUGGCUGCCAAAUUUUAUGGAUGUCUUCACUUGGUCCUUGCCAUUCGUCGGAGAGAAGAUCACCGACAUGCUCAUCGCCAUCCUCAAUACCUGCUCCCGGGAGGAGCUGGAGGAAGAGACACCGAGCUCGGCUACCUCAGGUCCCGCCUCGCCCUUACCAAGUGACCCUGACUCUGUCGAAUUCAAGCGUCGCGCCAUCAAGAAUAAGAUUUUGGCUAUUGGCCGUAUCUCGCGUGUCUUCCAAGUACUCCGAGAGGAGUCGGAGCGUGUCACCGAACUUAAGACCGCCUCGGGCGGCCGUCUCCCCGCGGGUACUCUGAUGCUUGGCGCGGAGGGUAUCAAACAGGCCAUCAACAGCUUUGAAGAUGCUCGCAAGGUUGACUUGCAGAACGAACGCCUACCUCCGACCCAAGAAGAGGUCGCUCGACAGAGUGAAGAGGGUCGGAAACAGGCGCUUGAUAAGGCGAAUCGUGACGCUGAGAAUGACGUUCAAAUCAAUAACAUUGCUCGACGGAUUAGCAUGUCCGCUGGUGGAGGCCGGAGCAGAGGCGCUGCGAGAAGCACUAACCCUUAACUCAUGAUUUCUCUCCUUUUCCACGUAACCUCCAAGUCACGGGAAUACCCUCUGGCAAGCUUUGAAUGGUUUCUUUCAUGAUUCGGUUUCGAAUAGGACCAGCAUUAUCUUGUCUUCUUGUGUCGAUAUGUAAUGAUCCUUGGCUUUUGGUGGGAACGCUGUGCGUCAUACAAAGCUGAGAAAGUCCCUCACGAAGUUCCAUAUAGCAUGGUUGUUCAUCGGCUGUCAUUUUGAGUCAUUGGUUUGGCACGAGAAGCACUGUUACUGAUUUUUAUCUACCCUGUUUCGCUGUGGAUGUGAGGCAAUAAUACCUACAAUUUGAUAUUAUAUAUGUUGUAUGUCGCUG
Messenger RNA from Xylona heveae TC161, 2383 nucleotides. Its product is annotated as serine/threonine protein phosphatase 2B catalytic subunit. The transcript has 7 exons. The record is from RefSeq and is a predicted model, not a curated record. Gene Ontology annotation, cellular component: cytoplasm; calcineurin complex. NCBI's taxonomy places the organism in Eukaryota, Fungi, Ascomycota, Xylonomycetes, Xylonales, Xylonaceae. Bases 322 to 2037 code for a protein of 571 amino acids. Gene Ontology annotation, molecular function: calmodulin binding; calmodulin-dependent protein phosphatase activity. Gene Ontology annotation, biological process: calcineurin-mediated signaling; fungal-type cell wall organization.